AUGGUGAACGCAGUAACUGCUAUUAUGGAGUACGCUAUGCCGCUAGUGGACGACCUUCUCACUGAUAUGGAAGGUUACCUUUGGUUUUGUUUGCUCGAUGCAGCUAGCGGAUUUCGGGCCAUCAUGAUGAGCUCCAGGGCUCGCAAUGUAUCAGCCUUCGUGUGUGCAUUGGGGCAUUUCGAGUGGCUACGCAUGCCAUUCAGCCUCAAAAACGCACCAAUGAUUUACCAACGGAUGAUUGAUAACGCGCUUCGACGGUCUUUUGUAGACGACAUAUGCUUCGGGAGCGAGACGUUCGAAGGGUGUUUGGACACAUUACCCGUAUUCGGUCGACGGUCUUUUGUAGACGACAUAUGCUUCGGGAGGGAGACGUUCGAAGGGUGUCUGUCAAUCCUCGAUCGGCUUCUACAACGGUUUACGGAAUGUCGCAUUAGCGUGAGCUUCAAAAAAAGCAUAUUCGUGCAUCCUCGGGUAGAUUUUUUAUCUCAUACAGUGUCACCGGACGGCAUACAGGCCGACGUGAAGAAGAUGAAUUCGGUCGCGGAGCUGCCAUUCCCGAAAACCAAGAAAUGUAUACAAUCCUUCCUGGGAGCCUUGAAUUACUACAGUCGGUUUGUUCAGGAUUUCACAGUGUAUGCGGCCGCGCUGUACCAAGUGAAGGACGAAGACUUCGGUGGAGGCGAGAACUUAAACGCAGCGAAACGAAGUUUCACAAUUCUACAACAGAAGGUUGUCGAAGCACCGAUUCUGCGCCAUUUCGACCGAGCCAAACCAGUGUAUGUAACGCUGUUCGCAAAUGAGUGGGCGUUGAGUUCGACGUUAUUGCAAAAGCAUGACGAGAAAUUACACCCAGUUCGGUUCUGCGGCAGGGUGCUGAAGGACGCGGAAAUGAACUAUCAUCCAGCGGAGAAAGAGGUGUUAGCCCUGUUGCUGUUGCUGAAGGCAUGCUAUACGCAACUGGUAGGUCGGACCAUACAUGUUUAUACACGGUUCUCGACGCUCGACUGGGUGAUCCAGCUUAGCUGGAGACGGCAGCUCUAUAGUGACAAGGCAAAGAUCGUAAACGUCGAUCCAUACCUUCGGAUCCAAGCAGGAGAGUUGGUGGAACUGCCAUUGCGCCUGAGGUCGUCGAUCCACGACAAGCUGGGGGUCACGCGGAGGACGAAGUAUAUAUCGAUCACCAACAUCGGGGACGAGGUAUUGAUCCUGCAUCAAGACCAACGGAUCGGGAUCUGGCUGGCCGGAGACCACGUACCACGAAUACCAGGCUUCAUCUCGAUCGGGUCUCGUCGUUACAUGGAGUGGAAAAAUCUAGCCUUAGAAGCCACGACUGACGCUCGAUCCGGAGAUAUGGAGAUCAAGAUCCCGGUCGCACCCGCGGUGGAGCGAUCCGAGGACGAAACUCCGCGCGUAAUACUCCAGAGACCGAAGACGACGUCGAUCCAGUGUCGGAAGGUCGAGGCGGGCCAAGAUCAAGAUAUUUCUGACUGUCUACCUUCGGACAAAUCGCCGUCGGAAACUCGACCGCUGGAUUUAGCGUCUGUCGCAAAUGAGGAGUCAGAUCUGUCGUCUAUCGCAGAUGAAGACUCUAUAUCACAUGUCGUAACGGUCAAGGAGGCGCUAGAAAAUCUCGAUCAAGUAACGCCAGGCGUGUGGAUCAACCAGGCACGUCGGAUCUGGACCUCAGCUGGGACUCAGAUUAAUAUUACGAUGAAUGUGUGUACUACAAUGAAGGACGCGAUCUAUGUCGACGGUCAGAUGGCGGUACUGCCAGAAGUGCCUGUGACGACGGAAGAUGUGAAGAUCGAGGACAUUCAGCUAUAUGCAUCUGAUAGCCAGACCCCAGGAGAAAUUGAUCGGCUUCGCCAAAGGAUCUGGAAGUUCCGACACCUCUUGAUCGGCAAAGGAAAUGCCCUUCCGCCGGCGGCCAGAGGUGUUGUAUGCGACAUCGAUGUCGGAGGUGCGAGGCCAAUCGCCCUGAAGUGUCGUAAGCUGCGGAUCCCAAUCACCGUGGGCUCCCCGAUCGUGGUGAUCAUCAAGAAGAACGGAGUGGAUAUCAAGUUGUGCAUCGAUUACCGGUUGGUUAAUAGUCUAACUCAACUGAUGAUCUACCCAAUGCCCUUGAUCAACGACCUACUCGAAGAUCUGGAGUCAACACUCUGA
Messenger RNA from Phytophthora megakarya, 2163 nucleotides. The record is from the annotation of a GenBank genome assembly. NCBI's taxonomy places the organism in Eukaryota, Oomycota, Peronosporomycetes, Peronosporales, Peronosporaceae.